AUGCCGUCGUGCCUCUGCGCUACGCUGUACUCUACGUGCACCAACUACGGUCUUCGAGACUUCAUUUUGGGGAGGCAGUUCGACUUCCACUUUAAAAAGGCAUUUGCCCUUCAGGCCGUAUACUCCGGAAAUGACUAUGCAGCCUUUUCAUCAACUGUAAAUGGCUUGCAUACGCUCAUGAAGAGCCGGUCGGUGAGCUCUCCUUUCUAUGAGGUAAUUAUGGAUACUUUUAGCACCUUGCUACGUGCCUCUGUGGUUGGUGCAGGACUCGUAAAGGAAGGCUACUAUGACUAUCGUCAACCAAGUACUACACCAUUUUUAGAGCACGCCAUGAAAAUAGACGAGGCGGUGUUUUCUGAAAAUGAGACAGAUUUCGAAGCCGCAAGGGCCCGGUUUAUAGACGUAUUAUCUCAUGAUCCCAAAUAA
Messenger RNA from Phytomonas sp. Hart1, 426 nucleotides. The record is from the annotation of a GenBank genome assembly. Lineage: Eukaryota; Euglenozoa; Kinetoplastea; Trypanosomatida; Trypanosomatidae.